AAGAAGUAACGGACCAAAGGAAGAUUCAUCUACCAAAAUCUUCUGGUUUUCAUUCUGGUUAGUCGUGUGACGUGUCCUCCCCACAUAUAUACCAUUCCCAGAUCUACCAAAAUUACCUACUCACAAAUCCAACCCCCCCAAAACUCCUCCCAUUGAAUCUUCCAUUGCACGCAUAUUUAUCCGGUCACUAACGAAUUCACCGCCUCUUUGCUCCGACACCCGUACGCAGUAAUAGGUUUGGGGCUGUUUGGGGUCUGGGAAAGUUUUGAUGAUGUGGAACUCGAUUGCGAAUUUGAAGGAGAACUUGAACAAGAUCGCGCUCGAUGUGCACGACCACGACGACGACGACGAAGAGGACGAGCUCGAGAUCUAUGCCUCACGCAAUGGACUCGAAGAUUCUUCCGUCUCUGAUCGGAGGAAUUCCCACAGUUUCGCGCAUUCGAAGUCGGUCUCGCGGUCCCCAGUGCCGAAUGGGAUCGAUUCCGCGUAUAAUUUCGAGAUUGAACGGUACAAAGCUGAAAUCAAGAAACUUCAGGAAUCUGAAUCAGAAAUUAAAGCGUUAUCAGUUAAUUAUGCAGCUUUGUUGAAAGAAAAAGAGGAUCAGAUUUCUAGAUUGAGUAAAGAUUAUGGCACUUUGAAACAAAAUCUGGAUGCAACAAAUGCAGCUCUGCAUGCGUCUGGAAACGAAAGUGCCAAAGCAUUAACAAAUGGUGUUAUUGUGCACAAGGGAAGUACUGAUCAAUCAGCCCGACAGCAUAAGUUCACAACUCAGGUGAAAAACCGUUAUGCUGGAAACCAGAAACACAAUGGUGUGGUCUCUAAACAGGAUGCAAUAAGCAAUGGAGUCACACAUGCUGUUCAAUCUGAUGUCACUGGAAGUAAGAUGGAAGCAAAAGAUUCAAACUUGCUUGGAAAGGAGAAGGAGCUUGCAGAUUUAUUAGAAGAGAGAAAUAGGUCCCCUGCAGCAGUGCAACUUACUCCUGAUGUAAAACAAUUGAGGAUUGAACUGGAAAAAGAGCACGAUAAGUUGGCGAUUAUUCAGUCAAAACUACAAGAGGAACAGAAAUUGAAUGAAUCUUUCCAUGCGGAGCUCAAAUCACUGAAACUAGACAGAGACAGAACCUCCAAGGAACUGAGCAAAAUAUGCAACGAAUUGAGUGAAAAAAAUUCAGAAAUAAAACGACUGCAAAUGGAAUUGAAUCGACGGGAGGAUGAUGAUGCUGGUGGCGUUUUGGAUGGUUUGAAAAGAGUAAUUGUGGGCCUAGAGAAGGAAAUCAGUAGUCUUAAGAUGGAGAAAAAUGAAUUGAAGGUUGCUCUGGAAAUGAGCAGGAACUCUUUAACUGAUAAGGUCUCAUCAACUGGUUUGAACGAGAAGGAAGAUUCACCUGGAAGUUUCCCUGGAAAGGAACAAAUGGAGCUGAGUUUGCAAAAUUUGGAUAAAGAUUUGAAGGAAACACGUCAUGAGAGGGACAAAGCAUUACAUGAAUUGGCCCGUCUUAAGCAGCAUUUGUUAGAAAAGGAAUCAGAAGAGUCUGAAAAAAUGGAUGAAGACAGCAAAAUCAUUGAACAACUACGAGAAAAUAAUGAAUAUCAAAGGGCUCAAAUAUCAUAUUUGGAGAAAGCUCUGAAGGUGGCCAUUGCAAAUCAGGAGGAAAUUAAGACAGGCAACAGCAAUGAAAUUCAGAAGUCGAAGGAAAUUAUUGAUGACUUGAAUAGAAAACUUGCCAACUGUAUGACUGCAAUUGAUGCCAAAAAUCUUGAGCUUCUUAAUCUUCAAACUGCUCUUGGUCAGUACUAUGCUGAAAUUGAAGCUAAGGAACAUUUGGAAGGAGAUUUGGCGCGGGCAAGAGAAGCAUCAGCUAAACUUUCUAAGCUGUUGGAAGAUGCAGAUCAAAGGGAAGAGGUAUCAAAGGGGGAGAAGGAAGAAAUUUUGGCCAAACUCUCCCAAGCUGAAAAGACACUAGCAGAAUGGAAGAUCCGAGUAAAUAAGCUUGAGGAAGACAAUGCAAAACUACGACGUGCUGUUGAGCAGAGUAUGACAAGACUUAAUAGGAUGUCAGUGGAUUCAGAUUAUCUUGUUGACAGGCGCAUUGUGAUCAAGUUACUGGUGACCUACUUCCAGAGAAACCACAGCAAAGAGGUUCUGGGUCUUAUGGUUCGCAUGCUGGGGUUCUCUGAUGAAGACAAGCAGAGGAUAGGUGCUGCUCAACAAGUUGCAGGCAAAGGUGUUGUCCGUGGAGUACUAGGGCUACCUGGCCGCCUAGUUGGUGGCAUCUUGGGAGGUGGUUCCGCCGAAUCACCUGCAAAUGCGGCAUCUGAAAACCAUUCCUUUGCAGAUCUAUGGGUUGAUUUUCUUCUCAAGGAAACUGAAGAGAGAGAGAGAAGGGAAUUGGCACAUAAUGGCGGGAUGUCUAAGGAAGAUUCACAUGGAAUAGGUGCUGGCCCACCCGUUGCCAACCAGACAACAAACUCUGCUGCUACUGCAUUAAGUUUCUCAAGAUCAAAUUUAUCACCGGGCCACAACUCUAGCCAGUUUCCCUCUCAUGGAAAUUUUCGGCAUUCUGAACAUUUUGAUUCUGAGUUCUCAACGGUUCCUCUCACAUCGUCGGAUAACACUCAACAAAUUUCAAGACUGCUUCCAAAAUACUGAAAAUAUGUUGGAUUAUGUAAUUAUUCAAAGGUAUAGAUUACUAUUUCUUGAUGUUGUAUGCAAUCUUUUUCAAUUUAUUCUUUUACAUUCAAAUAAAACGAGUUUCUUGGUUUGGCUGCUUGCA
Molecule: messenger RNA, 2774 nt
Organism: Corylus avellana
Lineage: Eukaryota; Viridiplantae; Streptophyta; Magnoliopsida; Fagales; Betulaceae
Gene: GC4
Product: golgin Putative 4
Biological process (GO): endoplasmic reticulum to Golgi vesicle-mediated transport; Golgi organization
Cellular component (GO): Golgi apparatus
Molecular function (GO): small GTPase binding
Source: RefSeq, a predicted model, not a curated record